AUGUUGUUUGCCGCUGCCUCGCGCACUGUCCGUCCCGCUGCCUCGCUGCCCAUUAGUGGUGCGCGUCUGCUUCGCCGCAGUCUUGCGACGCCGUCGAACGCCCCCACUUCCGCAUACAACAAGGAAAAGGAUGCGGACGGUAAAUACACCGUGACGCUCUUCCCGGGUGACGGUAUCGGCCCCGAGGUGUCGGGCGCCGUGCAGAAGAUCUACGAGGCUGCCAAGGUUCCGAUCAAGUGGGAGGAGGCCGAUGUCACUCCCUCGAUCAACAAGGAUGGCAAGCAGGUGAUCCCCGAAGAGACGAUCAAGUCGGUCCGCAAAAACACGAUCGCGCUCAAGGGUCCCCUUGCGACGCCGAUCGGCAAGGGCCACGUCUCGCUGAACCUGACCCUCCGCCGUACCUUCCACCUCUUUGCCAACGUCCGUCCUUGCGUUUCGGUCAAGGGCUUCAAGACGCCGUACGACGACGUGAACACGGUGCUUAUCCGUGAGAACACCGAGGGUGAGUACUCGGGUAUCGAGCACGAGAUCGUCGACGGUGUCGUGCAGAGUAUCAAGCUCAUUACCUACGAGGCGUCGGAGCGCGUCGCCCGCUACGCCUUCUACCACGCCAAGCAGAACGGCCGCUCGCGCGUGACCGCUGUGCACAAGGCCCCGAUCAUGAAGAUGUCGGACGGCAUGUUCCUCACUGCCUGCCGCAACGUCGCCAAGGAGUUCCCCGAUAUCUCGUACGAUGAGGACCUGCUCGACCGUGCCUGCCUGCGCAUCGUCCAGGACCCCACGCCUUACUCGGACCGCGUCAUGGUCAUGCCCAACCUGUACGGUGACAUUCUCUCGGACAUGUGCGCCGGUCUCAUUGGUGGCCUGGGCCUGACGCCGUCGGGCAACAUUGGCAAGGACGCCUCGAUCUUCGAGGCCGUCCACGGCUCUGCGCCGGAUAUCGCGGGCAAGGACAAGGCGAACCCUACCGCCCUGCUCCUGUCUUCGAUCAUGAUGCUCCGCCACAUGAGCCUCUUUGAGCAUGCGAACCAGAUCGAGAAGGCGGUCUUUGACACGAUCGCCGCGGGUGAGCGGACGGGUGACCUGGGUGGCAACCUCGGCACCUCGGAGUUCACCGACUGCAUCAUCUCGCGCCUCUAA
Messenger RNA from Malassezia japonica, 1140 nucleotides. Its product is annotated as isocitrate dehydrogenase (NAD(+)). Gene Ontology annotation, biological process: isocitrate metabolic process; tricarboxylic acid cycle. Bases 1 to 1140 code for a protein of 379 amino acids. Lineage: Eukaryota; Fungi; Basidiomycota; Malasseziomycetes; Malasseziales; Malasseziaceae. The record is from RefSeq and is a predicted model, not a curated record. Gene Ontology annotation, molecular function: NAD binding; isocitrate dehydrogenase (NAD+) activity; magnesium ion binding. The transcript has a single exon. Gene Ontology annotation, cellular component: mitochondrion.